AUGCGGUUGCAAAAGUUUCGUUCUUUGCUGGCCGUUCUGUCCACAAGUAUCCUUCUUCCACCAUCUGUGUUAGGAAUCAAUACUACUUCCCCUACUGUAACUGUCACCAAUGGUUCAUAUAUUGGGAAAUACGUCCCUGAAUGGCAGCAAGACCAAUUUCUGGGGAUACCUUAUGCUAUUCCACCCUUGGGAGAUCUCAGAUUUGCUAGACCAAAGUCCUUGAACACUUCGUUCACUGGAUAUCGAGAUGCAACACAUUAUGGUUAUAGUUGUUACCAAUAUGGCACAACGUUCAAUCUUUCUGAGGACUGCCUCACUCUCAAUGUUAUAAGGCCAGCGGGGACUACACCUGACAGCAACUUGCCUGUCUUGAUUUGGAUAUUCGGCGGUGGAUUCUAUACUGGAGCGACAGCAGAUCCCCAGUACAAUCUUUCUGGCAUCACACAUGUCGGGCAACAAACUGGGCAAUCUAUUAUUACAGUGUCCAUGGACUAUCGUCUUGGAGUGUGGGGCUUUCUCCAAACACCUCAAGUCCUUGCUGAAGGUGGCUCGAAUGCUGGACUACUUGAUCAAAGACUAGCAUUGAGAUGGAUAAAGGAGAAUAUUGCAUCUUUCGGCGGAGAUCCGAGAAGAAUUACGGUCUGGGGAGAAUCCGCUGGCGGUCAAAGCAUUAGUUAUCAUCUGUAUUCUUACGACGGCAGAGAUGAUGAUUUGUUCCAAGCAGCAAUAAUCGAAUCUGGAAGCCCCACUGGGGCUAGUUUGAACCCCCUCGGUUACUAUACGGUACCAACCGAGAAUCUAACUCGAGCCACCGGUUGUUGGACAUCUACCAACAAACUCGCUUGUCUACGAAGUCUGACUUCAGAUCAGCUAUGGAAAGCACAAGUCGAUGGUGAUUUUUUAACUGACUACCCCAGUAGCCUCACACCCCAAGGAAAAUUCAUCAAGAUUCCUCUUCUAAUUGGAGCUAAUAGCGAUGAAGGAACUAGUUUUGGUGUUGCCGGGCUAGAUAAUGAGACAGCCAUUUUCAACAAUUUACUAGUAUACCGGGCUUCAAAUGCUUAUGCACUAUCACCGCCAACUGCUAGAAAGUUGCUUGAGCUUUAUCCUAAUGAUCCUGCAAAUGAACCUCCACAUUACAUUACCAAUGCGACAAUCUUCCCGUCCAAGGGACUACAAUGGAGACGUAGUGCCGCUAUCGCAGGAGAUCUGGUUAUGAUAUCCGGUCGUCGAAAGCUGUGCGAAAUCUACGCCGCUGCCUCUCAAUCAGUAUAUAGCUAUCGCUUCGAUACAUUUCUCUGGAAUGCUGCGGUAACCGAUGGAGCAAAGCAUUUCGUAAAUGUCGUCUUUUCCUUUCAAAACAUUUCGGGCGCUCUCGGUCCCCUCCCGCAAUACCAAUCUUAUCUCGAUUUGUCAAAAAAUAUCGGUAAAGCUUAUAUCUCUUUUGUGAAUUAUCAUGAUCCAAAUCUUUUGUCCAACAGCUCGUUAUCCACUAUCUCAAAUGGUACGAGUAUCAACCCAAACCUUCCAUAUUGGCCACUUUAUAAUAAAGAUGCGCCGAAAAAUAUGGUGUUGAACAGCAACAAGACAUUUAUAGAAGAUGAUACAUGGAGGAAGGAGGGGAUCGACUUUAUUAACUGGGGUGGUGUCGAUAGAGAGUUGUGGUCUUGA
Botrytis fragariae is the source of this 1671-nucleotide messenger RNA. Its product is annotated as putative carboxylesterase family protein. The coding region runs from base 1 to 1671 and encodes 556 amino acids. The transcript is spliced from 11 exons. The record is from RefSeq and is a predicted model, not a curated record. Lineage: Eukaryota; Fungi; Ascomycota; Leotiomycetes; Helotiales; Sclerotiniaceae.